Molecule: messenger RNA, 2425 nt
Organism: Nicrophorus vespilloides
Lineage: Eukaryota; Metazoa; Arthropoda; Insecta; Coleoptera; Silphidae
Gene: slif
Product: cationic amino acid transporter 2
Exons: 10
Coding region: 471-2363 (630 amino acids)
Biological process (GO): transmembrane transport; amino acid transport
Cellular component (GO): plasma membrane
Molecular function (GO): amino acid transmembrane transporter activity
Source: RefSeq, a predicted model, not a curated record
GGUGGGAGCUUCGUCAACGUUUCAUUAAUCACUGAAGGCCAAUGACAAUUGUCUACCUUCUUUUUUCACCUCUCCACCACUACGACAAUCUUUGUUAAUGAUGAUGAUGAUGAUGACAAUAUUGGUAUUGGUGAUCAUUGGUGUUGUAAACUAGUUAGUUAGUAGUUACCCACAGUAGAACACCUGUCUCGUGUCCGCGUCUCUCCGCCUGCACACCGCAAUUUGUUUAUAACAUUUUCCGCGAGUGGUUCGUUCGCGCGUGAACAUCGUGUCCUCUACUAUUCUCUUACCGAUUUUCCAACAACAACGAAGAAAGAACAAAUUAAUUAUCGCAAAAAAGUCGUGUUCGUGCUGCACAUAAAUAUGUUCAUCUAACUGCGAUUCUUUUCCGCGCAUCUUAAAGAAACUCGAGGACCGCAGAAACAUAACGUAAGCAGGGAAAAAUCGCUCACCAAUCAAAUUGGUUCAAGAUGGCCGCACGUCUCUGCAGAGCGUUGGCGCGAAAAAAGACGCUCGACGAUGAGGACAGUCAGUUGGCACGAGUUUUGAAUCUGAUGGAUCUGACGGCGCUGGGCGUCGGAUCUACACUUGGUCUCGGUGUGUACGUUUUGGCCGGAUCCGUCGCCCGAAACGAGGCUGGACCGGCAGUCUGCUUGUCCUUCCUCGUCGCAGCCAUAGCUUCAGCAUUUGCAGGCUUGUGCUAUGCAGAGUUCGCAUCCAGAGUUCCGAAGGCGGGAAGCGCCUACGUUUAUAGUUACGUGAGUGUUGGAGAGUUUUCCGCCUUCAUCAUCGGAUGGAAUCUGAUCCUGGAAUACGUCAUAGGUAUGAGAUUCGAAGAACAACUUCGAUUUUUAUUUACAUUUCUGCACGUUUUAGGUACGGCCAGUGUCGCUCGAGGUCUGAGCAACUACAUCGACGCCCUUACCAACAACACCAUGAAAAAGACCCUGACGGAGCUGAUGCCCAUCAACGCAGACUUUAUGUCGCCCUAUCCAGACUUCCUCUCUUUCUUCGUCGUCAUGCUGCUAACAGUAUUGCUCGCCGUCGGCGUCAAAGAGUCAACAAACCUGAACAACAUCUUCACCGUCUUCAAUCUGGUCACGGUGAGCGUGGUCUUCGUGGCCGGCGUCAUCAAGGCGGACACGGCCAAUUGGAAGAUCGCCAAGGAGGAUAUUCCGGAAGGAGUCAAAGGAGGCGAGGGGGGUUUUCUUCCAUUCGGCGUUGCCGGGGUGAUGGCCGGAGCUGCAAAGUGUUUCUACGGUUUCGUCGGCUUCGAUUGCGUGGCGACGACCGGCGAAGAGGCCAAGAAACCACAGAAGAACAUUCCUUUGGCCAUCAUCUUCUCGCUGAUCAUCAUCUUCUUGGCCUACUUUGGCGUCUCCACUGUACUCACAAUGAUGUGGCCCUACUACGAUCAGGACGCGAACGCACCGUUUCCGUACGUCUUCGAAAAGGUCGGAUGGCCUGUGAUCAAGUGGAUCGUCACUAUCGGAGCGAUCUUCGCCCUCUGCACCAGCAUGUUGGGAGCCAUGUUCCCGCUUCCCAGGGUCAUCUACGCCAUGUCCAAUGAUGGAUUACUCUUUAAGUUUCUGGCCUCAGUUCAUCCCAAAACUCAGACACCCAUCAAAGCCACCAUCAUCUCAGGAAUAUUCUCUGGUAUUAUGGCGGCAAUCUUUGAUCUUCAACAAUUGGUGGACAUGAUGUCCAUUGGUACUCUGCUAGCUUACACCAUUGUGGCCAUCUGCGUGCUAAUCUUAAGGUAUGACGAUAAUAAAAACUACGAGGAUGCUGUGAAAACACAGCAAAAGCCAGAGUUGUCACUAUUCGAUUUCUUCCGGCGACUCUUCAACCUGAACAUGACCAAAGAGCCCAGCAGAUUCUCUUCGGGCGUCACCAAUUGGAGCGUCAGCACUUUCUGCAUUCUCGCUGCUGCCAUCUGCGCCAACAUCAUCUACUCGGAUGGCUUCCAGAACUACUACAGCCUCAUCAGCUUCGUCGUCCUGGUCAUCGUCACCCUCAUCACCAUCUUCAUCAUCUACAGGCAACCCGUCCACGACAUUAAACUAGCCUUUAAGGUACCGUGCGUUCCUCUUCUGCCAUGCCUCAGCAUCCUGAUCAAUCUCUACCUCAUGAUGGAACUGGACUUGCACACGUGGAUUAGAUUCGUCGUCUGGCUUGUCAUAGGUUUUUUAAUCUACUUCUUCUACGGUAUAAGAAAUAGCACCGAGGGUGAGAAUAGAGCAAACUUGAUUGGCGCGAAGAGACCUAGCUUGGCUGCAACCAUCUCUGUAAAGUCCGAGAAGAAGCUGGAAUUGGAGACCGAUACCAAAGGUCGGCCCAACGAGCAAGUCACCAAGUUCUAAUUAUAUCUUAAUUGUGAUCUUAAUUUAAUAUAUGUAUGAUAUGUAAAAUAAACCUAUGAACU